AUGGCGAAAGAAAUCCUUAGCACACCACUGUUGACAGUUCGCGAGGCGUCUGUGGAGGACCUUCUUCUAGCGGAGCCAGAGCCGGACCAUCCUGGGAAAUGCCAAGUCACAGGAGUCGUUCUGGGGGAUGGGAGCACAGUAUGUGCCGGGAGCGUUGUCCUGACCACCGGUACGUUCCUGAGGGGCAUGGUCCUCAUCGGACUGGAGAAGCACCCAGCUGGGCUGCUGGGGGACCAGCCACCAGCCAUUGGGCUGGCUCAGACGCUGGAGAAACUGGGGUUUGCCAUGGGCAGGCUGAAGACUGGGACGCCACCCCGACUCGCCAAAGACACGAUUGACUUCAGCGGUCUGGAGGAACGGGCAGCUGACAAUCCUCCGGUGCCCUUCAGCUUCCUCAGCGAGGCGGUGUGGAUCGAGCCGGAAGAUCAGCUGUCAUGUUACCUGACGCGCACUACCCCGAAAGCCCAGCAGAUUAUCUGUGAUAACCUCCACCUGAACAACCACAUAAGGGAGACAACAAGGGGCCCGCGGUACUGCCCCUCUCUUGAAUCAAAGGUCCUGCGCUUCCCAAACCGAGAGCAUCAGGUGUGGCUGGAGCCCGAAGGCUUGGAGUCCGAUGUCAUUUACCCCCAAGGCAUGUCCAUGACGCUGCCACCUGAGCUCCAGGAGCAGGUGGUCAAAUCCAUCCCCGGCUUGGAAAAAGCCAAGAUCGUACAGCCAGGCUACGGGGUGCAGUAUGAUUAUUUAGAUCCCCGUCAGCUGACCGCUUCUCUCGAGUCCCGGCUCGUCCAGCGCCUCUUCUUUGCAGGCCAGAUAAACGGCACUACAGGCUACGAGGAAGCUGCAGCUCAGGGUGUGAUUGCUGGGAUCAAUGCUUGCCUGCGGGUUCACGGCAAGCCCCCUUUCGUUGUGAGUCGCACCGAAGGCUACGUUGGCGUCCUGAUCGACGACCUUACCACGCUGGGCACCAGCGAGCCGUACCGGAUGUUCACCAGCCGCGUGGAGUUCCGCAUGUCCCUCCGGCCCGACAAUGCCGAUGCCAGGCUCACCCACAGAGGUUUUGAAGAAGCCGGGUGUGUGUCGCAGCAGCGAUACGAACAAGCAGUGAAGAUGAAGGCUGCUCUGGAGGAUGGAAUUGCAACGCUAAAAUCCCUUCAAUUCAGCAUAUCCAAAUGGUCCCGGUUAAUACCAGGAGUUCCCAUCAGUAGCAGUCGAAGGUCGCCUGCCAGUGCCUUCGACAUCCUUCAGUACCCAGAGGUCAACAUGGAGGUUCUGGCGAGGGCUGUCCCAGAGCCCCUGGGAAAGCUUGCUCAAUGGAGACAACUGGCGGAGAGACUGAAAAUAGAAGCUGCUUACGAGUGGUGUGUAGUCAAUCAACAGCAGGAAGUAGAAGAGGUGCGUCGUGAUGAAGCCCUCCGACUGCCGGAGGACCUAGAUUACUUUGCCAUUGAUGCGUCGCUCUCAGCAGAGGUGCGGGAGAAACUGGACUCUAACCGUCCCCAGACGAUUGGUGCAGUCAGCCGCAUCCCUGGAAUUACACCAGCUGCUAUUGUUAACCUGCUGAGAUUUGUGAAAACCAAUCACCAGAAGGCAGAGAGGCUAAAAGCUUUGCCUCAGACUGGCAGGUACUUACCAGGGAAAAUGCACUCGGAGAAAGCAACUUCCCAAAGACGGAUUUCCGCAGAGCUUCCGGAAGAGGAGCCGGAGAGCACCUUUGUGAAAACGCCUGUGUAG
This is a messenger RNA of Opisthocomus hoazin, 1734 nucleotides long. Lineage: Eukaryota; Metazoa; Chordata; Aves; Opisthocomiformes; Opisthocomidae. The record is from RefSeq and is a predicted model, not a curated record.